Molecule: messenger RNA, 2964 nt
Organism: Colletotrichum truncatum
Lineage: Eukaryota; Fungi; Ascomycota; Sordariomycetes; Glomerellales; Glomerellaceae
Biological process (GO): transmembrane transport
Cellular component (GO): membrane
Molecular function (GO): ATP binding; ABC-type transporter activity; ATP hydrolysis activity
Source: RefSeq, a predicted model, not a curated record
AUGAGUCGUGGUAUGAGCUUGCUCAAUGCGAGCUAUAUGCCACAAGAUCCUUAUUUCCCCCAGGUAGAACCCCAAGGACCAAGCUUCCUGGACACAUCGGCAUGUCUAUGUGCGUUUCGGACGAUCAAUGGUAGUGCCUCAGCGGCAGCAUGGCAUUGCAUUGGAAAUCAGACCGAAGGUGUAUACACGGUCAACACGGGAAGAUGGUUCAACCCUCUCCACGCAGCAACCAACCUCAACGGAUCCAUUGACGAUGCCUCCAACGGCCCAAACACCGAAAAAUCGCUGAGAUUCAACUCUGGUUCAUUAACCGAGUCGACAAACGACGAUGGAUUGAGCGUAUGGGACCGCGCCUGUACCGGUAAAAACAACACGCAGUUUUCGACCACGUUCUACGCAGCAUCGAAAGAACUAGACGAGGACAAACAGCCAAUUAGUGCCAUCCCGUGUUACAGAGAGGGAGCUGUUCCCAUCCAUAUUCAAGACGUCGAUGACUGGAAGGCCAAUGGAUGCAGCCCAGGAUUUCUGUGCCAAAAUAACACUGUUAAUUCACUGCCACAGUAUUGCCCGCCCCGCAAUGAGUGUCAGAUGGCGAGACUGGCAUCCAUAACAUGCCAGUGGAAUGGUGAAAACUUCCCAAUGGGCCCAUUUGAGCCCGUCGUCUGCCAAGCCGGAUACUACUGCCCAAAGCCCGGCACCGAGAAGAUUCUGUGCCCGAAAGGCACAUAUUGCCAACCCGGCGCCGUCACUCCGACCCCGUGUUUGGUUGGCAGUAGCUGCGCGGCCGGUUCCUCGUAUGAGGUUUUCCUCAUCCCCUUUGCCAUUCUCUUUAUCGUCGACAUCUUGGUCAUCGCUGGGGUUUUGAUUCAUGGACUCCGCAAGCGUGCCAGCCGGAACCGCGCGGAGCUUGCCCGGGGGCCGACCGUCAAGCAUACCGGAAUGGGCAGUGUAAGGGCGCAGAUCACCGGGUACCGGGCGAUCAACGAUGAGACCGAUCAUGAGAUGCUCCCCAUGAACCCGACAUACGCCCCCCCUCGUCGUGCCGAGACGUAUGGCGGAGGUUUCGAGGCCGCACUCGACUACAACCAUCAGAUGUCGCCCAACUCCCAGCCAAAAGAGCAGAUGGACCCUCAGCUUGUCGCCUUCGUUGAAUCCAUGCGCCGCGCGACCGAUGCCACCAACCUUGGUCUGUCCUUCAGCUAUUCUGACCUGUGCUUUCAGCCGAGGGGCAGUAAGAAGAUGAUUCUGCAAAACGUCACUGGCUCUAUCAACCGUGGAACUUUGACGGCGGUCAUGGGAGGAUCCGGGGCUGGCAAGUCGACCUUUGUCAACGUGCUCAUGGGCAAGACGAAGAACACGGGCGGAGUGGUCGCCGUCAACAGCAGCCCCGACAAGCUGCUGCGCUACAAAAAGGUCAUCGGAUACGUGCCCCAAGAUGACAUCGUCCUGCCGGAGCUCACCGUCUACGAGAACAUCAUCCACGCCGCAAAGAUCCGCUUGCCGAGGAGUUGGUCAAACGCCGAAAUCGAGGCCCACGUAACAAACGUCAUUGAUUGUCUGGAACUCUCGCAUGUGCGGGACUCGAUGGUGGGAACGGUCGGAAGACCCGUCAUCAGUGGAGGACAGCGCAAGCGUGUCAGUAUCGGCAUGGAGCUGGCAUCCGCACCCAUGGCCAUCUUCCUCGACGAGCCUACCAGUGGUCUCGACGCCACGGCGGCUUCAUCCAUGAUGCGGACUCUGAAAGCCGUCGCCCGUCUCGGAAUCACCGUCAUCGUCAUCAUCCACCAGCCGCGCUCAGAAAUCUUCCAGCUAUUCGACAACCUCAUCCUCCUCGGAAACGGACAGACCAUCUACGAGGGACCCCAGGCUGAUGUGCAGGGCUACUUUGAAAACAACGGUUUCCAUUUCCCCGAGCACAGCAACCACGGAGAUGUAAUCACCGACAUCAUCACUGGCAACGGACGCGAUUACAAACAAAACGGCGAGAUAUCCAAGAGGUCGCUGAUUGCGAACUGGGCAGACCAUCACCGGUUUCAAAGGACGCUUGGCAGCAAGGAGGGCCACACUUCGGUGAUGAUGAACAGCAGCGGAAUGCACGCCGCGAUCAAGAACCGUGGCGCGCCCUUCUUCAAGCAGCUGUGGCUCUGCCUGCGCCGAGCGAUGCUGCAGCAGUACCGCGCAAAGUCGGCCUUCUGGGCGGAGAUGGGCCUGGCGGCGCUCGCCGGUUUCCUCCUCGGCCUGGCCGAGAACUCCAAGAGGGGCAUCCUGUUCGUCGGCACCUUCAAGGCGCCGUACACUAUCCUGUCGACGGCCGUCGAUUUCAAGUCUGCACCCGAGCUGGCUCUGCUCAUCGCCAUCGCCGUCGGCCUGAUAUCGGGCGCCCCCGGCGUCAAAUCCUUCUCGGAAGAGUUGCUCAUCCACCGCCGCGAGGCAGAAGCGGGACACAACCGGCUCGCGUACUUCAUCGCCAAGAUCGUCUCCGUCUUCCCGCGCAUGUUCUUUGGGUGCCUGCACCUGUCCACCUUCAUGUUCCUGUUGUCGGUGCCGGUGAUCAACUGGGGCCUCGCGUUCCUGGCCAACCUCUUGUACUUUUACUGCAUCUACGGCCUCGCCAACAUUGUCAGCAUGGUCGUCCGGCGCGAGGAUGCGCCGCUGUUGGCGACCAUGGUCGGCCUCAUCACCGCCAUGUUGUCCGGAGCCGCGCCGCCGCUGGCAAAGGUCAAGGAGUGGCACCUCGAGUGGCUCUGGCGUGCUUCGCCCGGUGUGUGGCUGGCCGAGAUCUACUUUGGCCAACUCGUGGCGCCGUUCGCUGAUAUUUACGACGUGGAUCAGGCUGCUGAGCUUACUGGAUUCCACUUGCACUGGCUUCGCCGAAACCUGGGUAUUUUGGUGCUGAUUGGUACUAUUUACAGGAUAAUAGCGUUUAUUGGAUUAUGGGCUCUUGGGCAUCGCCGGCGCAGUUGA